UCCUGGCUGGGUGCCCCCGGGGGGGGGGGCUCAUCUGCCCUCUGAGUCCUGGGGCCAGUUGAGGAGCUGGUUAGAAGAAUAAAGCGUGGCACCAGAGUCGGAAAAGGUAUGUCCGGAGGCAGGAGCAGGCAGCAGCUGGAAAGUCCCCGAGGCCGGACCACAGAAACCAGGAAGUACCUGGGCCCCCCCAGGAAAGAGGAAAGUGAAAGGAAAGCAAUGUCUUCCCACUUGAAGUAUCUUUCCUUGGGAAUCCUGGUCUUCCAGACCACCAGUUUGGUUCUAACUAUGCGCUACUCUCGGACAUUAAAAGAGGAUGGACCUCGGUAUUUAUCUUCUACUGCAGUAGUGGUUGCAGAGCUCUUGAAGAUCAUGGCGUGCAUUUUGUUAGUCUACAGAGACAGCAAGUGCAGUCUGCGAACGUUGAAUAGAGUACUGCAUGAUGAAAUUCUUAAUAAGCCUAUGGAAACUCUAAAACUGGCUAUUCCAUCAGGGAUUUAUACUCUUCAAAAUAACUUACUCUAUGUAGCAUUGUCAAACCUAGAUGCAGCUACUUAUCAGGUGACAUAUCAGUUGAAAAUUCUUACCACGGCAUUAUUUUCCGUGUCCAUGCUUAGUAAAAAAUUAGGAGUCUACCAGUGGCUUUCUCUAGUGAUUUUGAUGACUGGAGUCGCUUUUGUUCAGUGGCCUUCAGAUUCUCAAGAGGUUGUGUCUAAGGAGCUCUCAGCAGGCUCUCAAUUUGUAGGCCUCAUGGCGGUUCUCACAGCUUGUUUUUCAAGUGGAUUUGCUGGGGUUUAUUUUGAGAAAAUCUUAAAAGAAACCAAACAAUCAGUGUGGAUCAGAAACAUUCAGCUUGGUUUCUUUGGAAGCAUAUUUGGAUUGUUGGGGGUUUAUAUUUAUGAUGGCGAGCUUGUGUCAAAGAAUGGAUUUUUUCAGGGAUAUAACAAACUGACAUGGAUAGUUGUUGUUCUACAGGCACUUGGAGGCCUUGUGAUAGCUGCUGUCAUCAAGUAUGCAGACAAUAUUUUAAAAGGAUUUGCAACCUCUUUGUCCAUAAUAUUGUCAACACUGAUCUCUUAUUUCUGGCUGCAGGAUUUUGUGCCAACAAGUGUCUUUUUCUUUGGAGCUGUUCUUGUAAUAGCAGCUACAUUUCUUUACGGUUACGUUCCCAAACCUGCAGGAAAUCCUACCAAAGCAUAGUUAGCUAUCAACAUACUUUUCAAGACUGCAGUAGGAGCCUCAAGCCCCUGUACGUAAAGGACUUCAACAGGGAUUCUGAGGAAAAUCUUGUUGGACUGAGCGUGAUCAAGAGAUUUAAAUGAUUUGAAUGGACAGUCUGAAAGGCAUUCAGUUCAGAAAUGAAUCAGUGGAAAUGAGGUGCGUAAGUCUUUGAUGAAAUAAAUGCAAAUGGAAAAAUUCUGGCACAUUUAAAAAUUAAAAAAAACACUUGAAAGGAACAAAGCGUUUCUAGUAACUAAGAUUAAGAAUGUUUACAACUUGUUCUCUGAGGUGAGCUACAGAUAUUUUACUAUUUUGCUGCAAAAUAUGUCCUAUGCACUCUUUGCAAGAGCACAUGACAACAUUUGUCAGGUAUCAGUUUUUGCAAAUCAAAAAUAUUUAAUCUUAGUAAAUGUUUUUAAACUUGGUGUAUAGAUAUAUCAAAUCACACUGAAUAUAAUUCUUAGUUCAAAAAUUAUGUUCAUAAAUAACUGUUUCUUAUUAAAACUGUGAAAAACUGAA
Messenger RNA from Ornithorhynchus anatinus (platypus), 1737 nucleotides. RefSeq names its product solute carrier family 35 member A3 (gene SLC35A3). The record is from RefSeq and is a predicted model, not a curated record. Bases 109 to 1197 code for a protein of 362 amino acids. NCBI's taxonomy places the organism in Eukaryota, Metazoa, Chordata, Mammalia, Monotremata, Ornithorhynchidae. The transcript is spliced from 8 exons. Gene Ontology annotation, molecular function: UDP-galactose transmembrane transporter activity. Gene Ontology annotation, biological process: pyrimidine nucleotide-sugar transmembrane transport. Gene Ontology annotation, cellular component: Golgi membrane.